CGCCGGGGUGUUUUCGCGCUUUUCCGGCGUCUCCCGGCUUGGGUGAACCUCUGCAGCACCCGUAGGCCGUGGAUCUGAAAGUGCGGGUCCAAAAUGGAAGUGAAUCCCCCCAAACAAGAGCACCUGCUGGCGCUGAAAGUGAUGCGGCUGACUAAACCUACCUUAUUUACCAAUAUUCCAGUCACAUGUGAAGAGAAAGACUUACCCGGUGAUCUCUUCAACCAGCUGAUGAGAGAUGACCCUUCAACUGUAAAUGGUGCAGAAAUUUUAAUGCUGGGAGAAAUGUUGACUUUACCUCAAAAUUUUGGGAAUAUAUUUUUGGGAGAGACCUUUUCCAGUUACAUCAGCGUUCAUAAUGAUAGCAAUCAAGUUGUAAAAGAUAUAUUGGUAAAAGCUGAUCUUCAGACAAGUUCGCAGCGCUUAAACCUUUCAGCCUCCAAUGCUGCUGUGGCUGAACUUAAACCUGAUUGUUGUAUUGAUGAUGUCAUACACCAUGAGGUGAAGGAAAUUGGAACACACAUUUUGGUGUGUGCUGUGAGUUAUACAACUCAGGGUGGAGAAAAAAUGUACUUUAGAAAAUUCUUCAAAUUUCAGGUUCUCAAACCACUGGAUGUGAAAACCAAAUUUUAUAAUGCAGAGAGUGACCUCAGUUCUGUGACUGAUGAAGUAUUUCUCGAAGCCCAGAUUCAAAAUAUUACAACCUCACCCAUGUUCAUGGAGAAAGUUUCACUGGAGCCAUCCAUAAUGUACAAUGUAACAGAAUUAAAUUCUGUCAGUGAAGGUGGAGAAUGUGUGUCUACGUUUGGGCCAAGAGCGUAUUUGCAGCCAAUGGACACGCGCCAGUACUUAUACUGCCUAAAACCGAAGAAGGAGUUCGCAGAAAAAGCGGGCAUCAUUAAGGGAGUGACAGUAAUAGGAAAACUGGAUAUAGUGUGGAAAACAAAUCUAGGAGAAAGAGGAAGGUUACAGACAAGCCAGCUUCAAAGAAUGGCUCCAGGUUACGGAGAUGUUAGGCUAUCUUUAGAGGCAAUUCCAGACACUGUCAACCUUGAAGAACCUUUUCAUAUUACCUGCAAAAUAACGAACUGCAGUGAAAGGACUAUGGAUCUGGUUUUGGAAAUGUACAAUACCAGUUCUAUCCACUGGUGUGGGAUUUCAGGAAGACAGCUGGGAAAGCUGCAUCCAAGUUCCUCCCUUUGCCUUGCCCUCACUCUGCUGUCUUCAGUACAGGGACUACAAAGUGUCUCUGGCCUAAGACUAACUGACACAUUCUUAAAGAGGACAUAUGAAUACGAUGACAUCGCACAAGUCUGUGUGGUAUCUGCGGCCACUGAAGUGGAAGCCUAAAGAAAAUUUCCGAUGUUAAAUUUCAUAGAACUUUAUUUCUGUCACCUUUGUAAAAUGAGUAGCAAAAAUAAGUGCAUAUUAUUUAAAUUUCUUUCCUAUAAAACAAUUCAAACAUUAAAUAUUUGUUUUGAAAAGAACUGACUUUGCCUUGUUUAAGUGAAGUCUACAUUUAUUUCAUGUUAUUUUAGUUAAGUGUUUAAUUUUGUUUUCCAAAAGACCUGUAUUUGAGAACUUUGUUCAUAGCAAAUACAUGAAACAGCAGCCACCACACUUUUUGUGUAAGGGGAGACACAUCAAGCACCGUAGGCUUCACAGACAGACAAUUAAUUAUGCUGUCUUGGUCCAGAAGCUCCAGAAAAAGCAGCUGGCUGGAUAUAGCCGGUAGGUGAUUCGUUUGCUGACCUCAGUCAGAAUAUGCAGCUGUUUUUAGGACUUUAAAAUGUUCGUAUUCUGCCAUUUGUGGCGGCACACACCUUUAAUCCCAGCACUCGGUAGGCAGAGGUAGGAGGAUCACUGCGAGUUCGAGGCCACCCUAAGAUUACAUAGUGAAUUCCAGAUCAGCUCGAGCUAGAGUGAGACCCUACCUUGAAAGAAAAAAAAAAAUCAUAUUACUUCAUUUAGAAAUAUUUAGUUAACUCCAGCAUUUUCCCAUAGGUGCUAAAAAGUUUAAGACAAUCAGGUUGUCUUCCUGUAACAUAAUUAUAGCCUUAACAUAGAAUGAAUUUUUGUAGUUGUUUCAAAAAUUAUUGUGUAGGUCUGUGUUUGUGUGCACAUACAAACACACCAAGCAGAUACUGAACAGAUCAGAACUGGUUUUAUUUCUUUGUUUACUUUUUAAUUGUCUAGUUGUUCUAAUUGUUUAAUCUUCUCAUUCUAACCUAAAAUUCCUGGAGAUGUUCCCACUGAAAAAUAAACCACUUACUUUCCUAAUACAUAUUUAAAGGAUUCCAAGCUUUUUAUUUGAUUUUGACCCUUUAAUCAUGUAUUAAUAUUAUUAUUAUUAUAAAACUUUCUGUCUUUCCAUGUAAUCAUAUAUACUUGAACAAAACAGUGAGAAAGUUAGUUUUAAACAGUUCAUAACUGGAAUGUAACAGAUGUUUCACUAUUUGUCAAGAAACCUUUAUGCUUUUAAAUAAAACUUAUUCUACUUUGGCAGGCUGAAAUUCCACAAUAUGUAAUUUCUUCCUUUGAAGAAUAUAUUGAGUCAUUAAAAUUUGAUUUUUCUUAAAUGCAUAAUUAUUUAUUGCCAUGACAAAUUGGUCCAACAUGAAAGGUAAUAUUUGUAAGAGUUGCCCUCAAAUUAGAAUCAAAAUUAAUGAAAUAUCUGUGCAAAACAAAAUGUAAAAGCUGAAGUCUGUCUUUGCAGAUAAUUAGAAGAUUGCCUGAUGAUGAAGUAAGACCAGAGCCACUGUAUGGGAUACGUUGUUCUUCAAGCUUUGUCUUGCAAUUGAACCUGUUUCACUUUCAGACUGUAAACCAUAACUGUCACUUGUAAUCUGCUAUAUACUUUAAUUACAAAUUCUCUUCUGCUUAUAAACCAACAGUAUCAUUGACAUAGAUUGUUCAUACUCUUUAAAUAAAAGUUAGAUAAUGCCAUCUUA
Jaculus jaculus (lesser Egyptian jerboa) is the source of this 2948-nucleotide messenger RNA. It is a transcript of the gene Trappc13, whose product is annotated as trafficking protein particle complex subunit 13. Bases 94 to 1347 code for a protein of 417 amino acids. The transcript has 13 exons. Gene Ontology annotation, cellular component: TRAPPIII protein complex. The record is from RefSeq and is a predicted model, not a curated record. Lineage: Eukaryota; Metazoa; Chordata; Mammalia; Rodentia; Dipodidae.